UCCACACAUAUCACCGAUUUACUAACAGACAUAUCAGACUGGAUGUUACACCACUUCGUAAAACUCAAUCUAUCCAAAACUGAGCUCAUAAUAUUUCCUCCCCCACGUGCCUCUUCCCCUGAUUUCUCGGUCAGGAUCAAUAGCACCACUAUCAACCCAUCCCUGCAUGCCAGGGUGAUAGCUGUAACCCUGGAUUCUGAACUCUCCUUUCAGGCCCACAUUCAAUCCCUGUCCAAUCAUGCUGUCUCAACCUCCGCAACAUCUCCAGAAUACGCCCCUUUUUAACCAAUGAUACCACAAAGCUCCAAUUCACUCCCUGGUUAUCUCUCACUUCGACUACUGCAACUCCCUCCAUUCAGUGUCUGCUGCUCCUCUCUGCCAAUCCCUCCCACUGACCUCCAUUCAGUGUCCUCCACCCCUCUCUGCCAAUCCCUCCACUGGCUUCCAUUCAGUGUCCUCCACCCCUCUCUGCCAAUCCCUCCACUGGCCUCCAUUCAGUGUCCUCCACCUCUCUCUGCCAAUCCCUCCACUGACCUCUAUUCAGUGCCCUCCACCCCUCUCUGCAAUCUCUCCACUGGCCUCCAUUCAGUGCCCUCCACCCCUCUCUGCCAAUCCCUCCACUGGCUUCCACUCGCUCAACGAAUAAAAUUCAAAAUACUAACAACUUACAAAGCCAUCCACAUCUUUGCCCCCAGCUACAUCACCAACCUAGUAUCAAAAUAUCAACCAAACCACUCUCUUCGAUCCUCCCAAGACCUUUUGCUCUCUAGUUCCCGUGUCACCUCCCAUGCUCGCCUCCAGGACUUCUCCCGAGCUUCUCCCAUCCUAUGGAACUCCCUACCCCAAUCUGUCCGGCUGUCUCCUAAUCUAUCCACCUUUAGAUGAUCCCUGAAAACCUAUCUCUUUAAAGAAGUCUAUCCUGCUUCUAC
Staurois parvus is the source of this 929-nucleotide messenger RNA. NCBI's taxonomy places the organism in Eukaryota, Metazoa, Chordata, Amphibia, Anura, Ranidae. The record is from the annotation of a GenBank genome assembly.